AGGAACUGUUCUGCUUGUGGGACGUUUCCGGGUGGUUGACAUUUCAUUAAACUCCCCGAGAUGAUUCGGAACGGACACGAUGACCCCGCCCUGCAGGAGACGGCAUCCCGGAGGCCCGUACGGGUGUGGUGCGACGGCUGCUAUGACAUGGUACAUUAUGGGCACUCCAACCAGCUGCGCCAGGCACGGGCUAUGGGCGACUACCUGAUUGCCGGGGUGCACACAGACGAGGAGAUCUCCCGCCACAAGGGCCCACCCGUCUUCACGCAGGAGGAACGCUACAAGAUGGUACAAGCCAUUAAGUGGGUGGAUGAGAUUGUCCGCGCCGCCCCCUACGUCACCACCUUGGAGACCCUGGACAAGUAUAACUGUGACUUCUGCGUCCAUGGAAAUGACAUCACCCUGACGGUGGAUGGGAAGGACACGUACGAAGAGGUGAAGAACGCUGGAAGAUACAGGGAAUGCCAGCGCACACAGGGGGUGUCCACUACCGACCUGGUGGGACGUAUGCUGCUCAUGACGAAAGCCCACCACAGUGUAGUGAGCAAUGAAGCUACUCAAGAUUACAAGCUUCACCAAGACAACUUUGGUAAGGACGCCAGGGGCAGCAGUCCAUACACAGGAGUCUCCCAGUUCCUUCAGACGUCCCAGAAGAUCAUGCAGUUUGCCUCGGGGAAGGAGCCGGCACCAGGAGACACCAUUAUAUACGUCGCUGGAGCUUUCGAUCUCUUCCAUAUCGGUCACAUAGAUUUUCUGGAGACGGUCCACAGCUUGGCGGAGAAGCCGUACGUCAUUGUGGGAUUGCAUUUCGACCAGGAAGUAAAUCACUACAAGAGGAAGAACUACCCCAUCAUGAACAUCCAUGAGAGGACUCUCGGCGUUUUGGCCUGCAGGUACGUUUCCGAAGUGGUUAUCGGAGCGCCAUAUUCCGUCACUUCUGAUCUUCUGGAUCAUUUCAAGGUUGACCUUGUUUGUCAUGGCAAGACGGACGUUCUUCCCGACAAGGAUGGAUCUGACCCUUAUGCAGAGCCGAAACGCAGAGGAAUUUUCCGAACAGUCGACAGCGGGAACAACCUCACAACAGAUGAUAUUGUGCAGAGGAUCAUAAAAAACAGGUUGGAGUAUGAAGCCCGGAAUCAGAAGAAGGAAGCAAAGGAGCUGGCAGUCGUGGAAGCACAGCAGAUGCGAGAGAGAAUCAUAGAGGGCAAAGAAAACUGAGCGCCUGCUCCUCGUACUCACACUGCUAUCCUCCGCUGUACUACAACCUGCACUCAUCCAUCAUACACACAGAGUCCUCUCAUCUGCGUUAUACCAGUCAUGUCCAGCAGAUGGCAUGCACGCCUUAAAGGGGUUUUUCGGGAUUAUCAUAUUGAUGACCUAUCCACAGGACAACGGUGGAGGUCUGACUCCCGGGACCCCCUCCGAUCAGCUGUAUGAAGCGUUCACAGCGUUCUAUGAGCCCUAGGCUAGUGGCGUCCCAUACAUUGGUCUCAUGGCCUACGCACAGCCCCAGCUGAGCUGCAAUUCCAAGCACAGCCGCUAUACAAUGUACGGCGCUGUGCUUGGCGAGCUGCAUGGUGGCUACAGCACUCACAAGAGCAUGGCGCCCUCCACAAACAGCUGAUUGGCAGGGGUGCCAGGAGUCGGGCAUCUCAUAUUGAUGAUCUAUCCACAGGACAACGGUGGAGGUCUGACUCCCGGGACCCCCUCCGAUCAGCUGUAUGAAGAGUUCACAGCGUUCCAUGAGCCCUAGGCUAGUAGCGUCCCGUACAUUGGUCACAUGGCCUACGCUCAGCCCCAGCUGAGCUGCAAUUCCAAGCACAGCCGCUAUACAAUGUACGGCGCUGUGCUUGGCGAGCUGCAUGGAGGCUACAGCACUCACAAGAGCAUGGCGCCCUCCACAAACAGCUGAUUGGAGUCGGGCAUCUCAUAUUGAUGACCUAGCCUGAGGAUAGGUCAUCAGCUUGUGAAUCCCUUUUAACAAUUAUAGGCUAGGGUUCUCCCUAACAUGCUGGCACUGCCACUUCUAACUACAUUGGCAUCUUAAAAACAAGAUUUUUUUUAGGUAAUUUAUUAAAAUCAUGAGAAAAUUCCUUUUAUGUAAAGCUGCAGAGAGAGCUUUCUUUUUAACUAUAAGAAGCGGCCUCUUAUCUUUUUAUUAGUGUGCGGUGCCACUGGCAUUUCACAGGGACAAGAUUGGCAUGUCUAAGGGCACAGCACUGCUCGUCUGGAAGAAUUCAGCGUGACCGGUCCCUUGUAAGGUCUAAUGCGCACAACAAGAAAAAAUAAUUUUUAGAAGUUCUGAUGGUUCUAUUUUGCGAUGCUAGGAUCAGAAUAAUACUGAAGGAGGAUUACACGGCACUGCUCCUAUGAGUCCUGGUUUAGGGAGAGGAGCAGGGUCUUCUGUGUCCCUAAGGCUGGCCAUAGACGUCAGAUAAUUCCUAAUUAUCCCCAAUCAUGGGUCCUGUAUCCCCCCAUGUGAAUGGAGCGGUGGUCCAGCAUGCAUACUGCUGCCCCAUGCAGGCUCUAGUGGACUGACGGAGAUGGCUGUCUGUGGCAGUCCCAUAGACCUUCAGUGUGGUGGCAACGUGCUCCAUUCAGAGGACAUGGAAUCCCAGUUUAUCAUGAUUGGUGGGGGUACCAGCAGCUGGAGCCCCACCAAUCACACACAUCACCUAACCUGUGUACUGGUGAUAAGGUUCAGUCAAGGGCCAACAUAUCAUACAUAAUCCAUAGGAACUUUCUGAUAUAACUUAUUAUUUCACUGUACGUAUAGCUGAUGGUUAUAAAGGAAGGAAAGCCCCCAGCAUCCUAAACACUGGUGAGGCUCCACCACCCGUCUAUACAUAGCUCAGAUCCUGCUAACGACUCUACUCCUAGGACAGUGGUUGAAAACAUCUGGCUGUCCAGCGGUUAAAAAACUACAACUCCCAGCAUGCACUGAAAGAAGCCAACCAUCUUGGCAUGCUGGGACUAGUAGUUUUACAGUAGCUGGAUGCACAAAACAGCCAGACAUGGAAUAAACUUUAACUGGUUUUAAAAUAAAGCUCAAUAGUCCUACUAUUUAACCUCUAUAUUCUUUAGUGAAAUCAAUUCUGUAGCAGAUGAAGACUGAUAAUCGUCUCGUAAAUCUGUACUCCUAUCCGUACACGCUCCCCCCCCCCCCUCCCCAUAUACACCCGGUUCUGCCUAUACCAUCAUAUGCCAUUACUCCUAAAUAUAUUGACCCCCCCAGAGUCUUGUCUAUGCUUAAUGACAAUUUGCAGUGGUCAGACAUUUAUCAGAGUGUUAAAUUAAAUGAUUAUAAUUGUUAA
Molecule: messenger RNA, 3314 nt
Organism: Bufo gargarizans (Asiatic toad)
Lineage: Eukaryota; Metazoa; Chordata; Amphibia; Anura; Bufonidae
Gene: PCYT2
Product: phosphate cytidylyltransferase 2, ethanolamine
Exons: 13
Coding region: 61-1218 (385 amino acids)
Biological process (GO): phosphatidylethanolamine biosynthetic process
Cellular component (GO): cytoplasm
Molecular function (GO): ethanolamine-phosphate cytidylyltransferase activity
Source: RefSeq, a predicted model, not a curated record